Styela clava is the source of this 3289-nucleotide messenger RNA. Lineage: Eukaryota; Metazoa; Chordata; Ascidiacea; Stolidobranchia; Styelidae. The record is from RefSeq and is a predicted model, not a curated record.
GUAUUUAUACCUAAAAUUAUGGCCUAACCCUAACCUAGUACACAUAUUACAUUCCGAUGUCCGCCAUCUUGGUUCGCAUACUUCGGGAGCCCCUUGUGAACUUCUUUUGCCAUUGAGAUUAUAAUACGGGGUGCCCAAAAAGUUCCGCCCGAUUUCAUAGCAUUACCAAUUGCAAAUUUGAAUAAAUUUGGUUGUAUGAUAAAUAGGGACUACAACAUUUAACAUAUAUAACAUCCAAUUAGAAACAGGUUGACUAUAAAUAUUUUUUUAAAUUAAAAAAAAUAGCAUUUGAUUAUAAAGACUUUAUAAUCGGGCGAAACUUUUUGGACACCCUGUACAUUGUAUAUAUUUCAUAUUUUGCCUAUUUUUGAUUGUUAGAGGUUUAGAUGUCUUGCUGAAACUAACACGAAAGUAUUUUUAUAAAUUAUAUUGAACUCGGGGUUGUGUGGAGAAGUUUAUCUUUGCUGAGAUGAUGAUACACUGCAUAAAUACAUUCAUGUUAGUUUGCAGCAAGAAAUUUAUUAAAUCACAUAGAAUUUUCAUAUUUACUAUUCCUGCAGCAUUCUUGUAUCAUUGCCAUACGGGUCUACCAGCAUGGAAAUAUCGAGGAAUAACAUAGAAUUGGUAUCAAUUUAGUUAAGUUGUUUAGCAGGUAAUGGUACAUAAUGCACCCACCAACAUGAUUCCCUGUAGUUUCAGUAACUCCCGGAAUUCAGUUGUAAUUUUGCUCAGAAAUCUGUCUCUAUUGAUGAUUCUGCUUUACUUUUGAGUGAGUUUGCGUGGCCUAGCUUUUCUUCAAGCAAAUGUAAAAAAAAUGCCAUAAAAUAAAGAUUUAAUAAUGCAAACACUCACCGCUAUAUUACAUUAUACGAGUGCAUUUUGUCCCACCAAUUUUACAAGACUUUUUUUCAAUUUGUAUGCUGUUUAUUUGUAUCAAAAUUUUUUAUAAAAUUCAUUGAUUUCCAGGCAUAGACAUAGAUAUAAAAUGACUUCACUCAGCCGGGAGGAAUACUUGAAGAAAUAUCUUGCCCCUGUUGAAAGUGGCGACUAUAAGAAACGGAAAAAGAAAAAAGGGGGAAAAGUCAGACAAGGAAGGGGUAUGAAAAUAGUCGAUGACGAUGUUUCAUGGAAAAAUAUCGGACCAAAAGAUGAGGAGGGGGAUUUCCCUGAUGCUUUACUGACACAGGAAGAGAAACCUCAAGUUGAAGUUAUCGACAACAGAACAAAAUCUGAGAAGGAACUUGAUGCGUAUAGGAAGAGCAGUAAAUGGAAAACGUUGAAGGAAGACAGCGAUGAAAAUAAGAUUGUGAUAGAAGAUUCUAGUAGUGAUUUUGAUGACAUCCCUCGGAAAAAGCAAUCAAAUAAUUCCAGACACGAUUCGGACAGCGAUAUAGAAAUCCCGAGGAAAUCAGAGGCUAAAUCACGAAAAAGGCAUGACUCUACUAGUGGCGACGAUACAGCCCCACCAAGGGGAUCUAAAAUUUCUAAAAGGACUAAACAUAAUGAUUCCGAUAGUGACUUGGACAUAAGGACUAAAAAGCAUGACAGAGCAGAAAAUACUUUUAGAAGAAAACAUGACUCAUCAUAUUUAACUGACUCUAGAUCAGGAAAACAUUCACACAAAGGUCAUAGGUCAAGGCACGAUUCUGAUUUAGAAAUUCGAAGAUCGAGUUCUAAAUCAAAUAGAAAUACAGAUAGAAAUGGACAAAACAGUAAUUCUAACAAUCAAAGGUCACGUCAUGAUUCCGACUCUGAUUUAGACGUAAAAAGAUCUAAAUCAUCACAAAAAAGAGACUCCAAUCACCGCCGGUCUCGACAUGAAAGUGACUCAGAUUUGGAAAUUCCACGUUCUAAGACUCAAAAACGUAAUAAUCACAGUCCAUCAUCUAGAAAAUCUAAUCAAAAAAACAAAUCUGGGAAUAGCAGGCAUGAUUCUUCUUCAGAUUCGGAUUUAAAUAUCCCAAGGUCAAAACAGUCAAUCUUAAGGUCAAAUGAAGGUCGUAAACAGGUCAAAAGAAAUGACUCUGACUCUGAUAUGGAUUUGCCUCGUCCUAGGAAAUCACGUAAUGACUCAGAUUCUGAUUUAGAAAUUCCUCGGCAAAAAGAUAAAGGUGCUUCUGACAGCCAGAAAAAAAGAGCACAAAUGUCAAGCGGUGGGACUGGAGGGCUGACGAGUCGCCAUGAAUUGAAAAAAGAAAUUGAAGAACGAAGAAAAAAGGAUUCUGAUAUUGAUAAGCUUGCAAGAGACACUAGAACUAAUGCGACUGUUUAUCGUGAAAAGGGAGGAAAGAAGAGGGAUUUGACGAAAGAAAGAAAAGAACAGGAAGAGGAUGAAAAAGAAAAGCAGAAAAGGAUGGAUAAAUAUGAUAAAUGGGGGAAAGGUAUGAAACAAGAUGAAAUGAAGAAUUACGCACUGGAGGAUUUAUUACACGAGUCCAACAAACCACUUGCAAGAUAUCGAGAUGACGCAGACUUAGAUGCUUUACAACGUUCCCAAGUACGAGACGGGGAUCCAAUGGCUGCAUACAUGGCUAAAAAGAAGAAUAAAGAAAUGGGGGAUAAACCGAGUUUACCUAAGUACAGAGGACCAGCUCCUCCACCAAACCGAUAUAAUAUUCAGCCGGGAUACAGAUGGGACGGUGUGGACAGGUCGAGUGGAUUUGAGAAGAAAUACUACAUGAACCAAUCAGAAAGAAGUGCACAUAAGCAGGAAGCUUAUAUGUGGAGUGUGGAGGAUAUGUGAUGUGAACACAUAUAUGUGUGGUUUUGUUAAGUGGGGGAUAUUUGUUUUGUGAACACAUAUGGACUUAAUGUGAAGAUAUGGGGUGGAGUGUGGAGAAUAUGUGAUGUGAACACAUUAUGUGUGGUUUUGUGAAGUUGGAGAUUUCGGUUGUGUGAACACAUGGACUUAAAGUGAAGAUAUGUGAACACUUAUGUACUAAGAAAAUAUAUAUUGUGACACGAGAGCACAUAAUAUGUGAACUCUAGUAGAGGAUAUGUGAUAUGAACACACAUGUUAACUUACAUGGCUUGUUAAAAACAAGUUAUGUGAAAUCAUAUGCAAUGUAAAUGUGCAUGUAUUUUAGUGUUUACGGAUUGUUAUAUAUCAAGUCACUAACAGAAAAUGGUCACACUCAAACUGGCUAUACAUAUCAAAACUCAUUGAUAAUGGUUUGCAGUUAUUUUCAAAAACGUAUACCCCAUUCCUAAAACAUUUUUCUAAAUAUUGCACUGUCGUUUAUAUUUGAGAUCAAAUGUAUUUGAAUGUUGAAUUUAUGCUAAUAGCUUA